Messenger RNA from Ixodes scapularis (black-legged tick), 2157 nucleotides. Its product is annotated as piezo-type mechanosensitive ion channel component-like. Lineage: Eukaryota; Metazoa; Arthropoda; Arachnida; Ixodida; Ixodidae. The record is from RefSeq and is a predicted model, not a curated record. Gene Ontology annotation, molecular function: mechanosensitive monoatomic ion channel activity; monoatomic cation channel activity. The coding region runs from base 282 to 2090 and encodes 602 amino acids. The transcript is spliced from 11 exons. Gene Ontology annotation, biological process: cellular response to mechanical stimulus; regulation of membrane potential; detection of mechanical stimulus. Gene Ontology annotation, cellular component: plasma membrane.
CCAGCCUGCUGAACUUCACCUGGGCUCUUCUGGACAGCACGCUCAUCAGCGCCACCGCCAAACUCAACUCGGUUUCCAAGCACCAUCGCUACGUGGCGCGCAAACUGUCUGACGAGAAACGCGUCGUCAAGGAGAAAUUCGUGAAUGGUCUGGCGACCACACUUGGCGAUUCUGCUUUGAAGACCAGGAAAUUUCACUUCCAUCAGCACACUCAGGACUUUACCUCUGGUAGAACUUUUGGUAGAAGAGGAAGUGAGGAGCUUUUACUGAGCAAAAGAGCGAUGAUUAUGGACAGCCCGGACGCGGUGGACGCCAACCAAAGGUACCCGUCUCCCGUUCGCUUCCUGAUCGCCUGCUACCACGCCAUGAUCUCUCGCUCCGAAGUUGUCUGCUACCUGCUGAUCGUGCUGAACCAGCUCAAGUCGGCCAGUCUCCUCUCGCUUCCCCUCCCGCUCAUGGUCUUCCUCUGGGGUUCCCUGUCCGUGCCGCGCCCCACCAAGACCUUCUGGAUAACGAUCAUCACCUACACGGAGGCCAUCAUCGUCGUUAAGUACUUCUUCCAGUUUCACUUCUUCGACUGGAGCUACCGAGAGUCUGUGACUGUGCCCUUCGAUCCCCAACGCAUCCUGGGCGUCGGCAGGCGGGAGGGUCACAGCGAUUACGCCAUCUACGACCUCCUGCUUCUGCUUUUCGUCUUCUUCCACCGAUUCAUGCUCAAGAGCCUGGGCCUCUGGAAGGACAGCGAGCGGGGCGUGGGCGCGCCCAUUACUCCUCCGGGAGCUCCAGAAGCGCCUGAAGGGCGCUUCUACACGCCUGGCCGGAGGUCCCUUACAGCUCGCCGGGAUGAGGUCUUUCCUCUCGCAUCAGGAAGCAUGAUGGACGUGCGUACGGGACACGAAAAGAUCACGAAUUUCAAUGCACGGUACACGGACACCAGCUCCUCGGUUUUCCGCGAUGUUGAAGAUAGAGGCAACCUAGAUGGAUACUUCCUCUACGUCACCAUGAAUUUUAAUGGCAUUUCACGCUAUCUGGAGCCCUUCCGCACCUUCUUCCAAAACCUGCUGAACCCGCUGCACAGGGUGACAACGGACGUAUAUGCCUACAUGUUUUUCUGCGAUUUCAUCAACUUCUUCAUUAUGGUCUUCGGCUACUGGGCUUUCGGAACGGGAAACUCAGAACACAGCGUGGCAUCUUACUUUCAAAAGAAUGAGGCGGAGUACAAGUCGAGUGCAUUGGCCCAGGGCUUCCUGACAAGCCACGACGUGUCGGACGUGUCCCUGAUCACGCUGAACGGCAACUCGACGGCCGUGUGGACCGUGAGCCCGCCGAGCAGGAACGCCCUCGUCGAAGAGCUCCGCAGCUCGGCGGUCACGCUGCGGCUCAAGUGGUCUUUCACGCGAGACGUAGACGACGAGACCAACGCUGAGAAGCUGGUGGAGAACGAGCAUUCGGUGCAGCUCAUGGACGAGGCCGUCCGGAUGCGCUUGUCGAACAUGCUCACCGGGUCGGCGGAAAACGUCACCGUGCCCCCAAUUCUGCCCAGGUACCUGCUGGUGCCCCGUAAGGGCAAAGUGGAGGUAGUCCGGGCCCUGGACAUUCCAGGACUGGACACCUACCGGCGCCUAACGCUGCGCCUGCGCAACGGGGCCUUCCGGAACUUGAGCUCCGAGAGUGACUGGUGGGAGGUGACUGAACGCUGCACGGACACGUACCCGUUUCCAUUCCUGCGCGAAGACAAGCAGGCCUGCACCCACCUGAACCUCGUCAUCUUCAACGAGAAGGCAUUUCCCCAGGCGCUGUCGCAGAUCACGAAAUACGGGAUCGUGGGCUUAUACACGACGUUCGCGUUGGUGAUCGUGCGCCUGCUACGGCGCAUCAUGGCGGGCAUGGCUUUCACCAUCAUGUACGACGACCUGCCCAACGUGGACCGCGUACUCCAGCUUUGCCUGGACAUCUACCUGGUGCGCGAGAGCAGGGAGAUGAGCCUCGAAGAGGACCUCUUCGCCAAGCUCAUCUUUCUGUACCGCUCACCGGAGACCCUCAUCAAGUGGACGCGGCUCACUGACACCCAGCUGCAGGCGCGCCGCUAAUGAUGGUUCCAUCGGUCUCGCAUCAGCGCUUGCCCUCUGAUAUCACACCUUACGAUGUGAUCGUUAG